UUUCCGCUGACCUGCGCCGUGCAGAACUACGCGUGGGGAAAAGUCGGGCUGGACAGCGAAGUAGCCAAACUGGUGCUUGGCGGGGACCCGCUGGCUGUCAUCGAGGACGGUAAACCUUACGCGGAGAGCACGAGACAUGGUGCGUCGAGAGGAGCUGUGGUCCUGUAAGAGGAAAGCUGGUGCGCCAGAGAAAUAUUAUUUGAUUAGUUCAGGGCACGUUUGAGACCUGUGUGGCGCUGGAGCGACAGAAGACUUCAAGGUAGAGAGUAGGGAUGCAUCAAGGAUCAACCCUGAGUCCUUUAUCGUUUGCAAAGGCAAUGGGCGGUUUGACAGAUGAGGUCAGACAGGAGUCUACAGGGAUUAAGAUGUUUGGAGAUGACGUUGUGAUCUGCACUGAGAGGAGGGAGAAGGUAAAAGAGAACCUAAGAAGGGUGGAAGUACUGCAUGUACUGGAGCGAUGAGGAAUGAAGGUCAGCUGCAUGACAGAUCAUGUGCGACAAAAGGAGGCCAGUUGAAUGGUGGGACUGCAAGGAGUUGAAACGGAGAAGGUGUAGCAGUUGAAGUCGUGGGAUCAACUGUUCAAGUCUGGAAGAGAAGUGAAAAAGGGAGUACCAGGAAAGGUUUAGAGGACAGUAGUGGCACUGGCAGUGUUGUAGGAUUUGGAGACAGUAGCUGUUAAGCAAAAGGCGGGAGACAGAUUUGGAGAUGGCAAAGUAGAAGAUGGUGAGAUUGUCUUUGCCAAAGUCAAGGAUGGACAGGAUUAGGAAUGGGAAUGGGAACAUCUGAGGGUCAGCACAGACUGGAAAGUGCGGAAACAAAACCAGAGAGGGGCCAGACUGAGAUGGUGUGGAGCUUCAGCCUUUAUUGACUGUGUAUACAUGUGAUAGAAGGGAAAAUGCUUCUGUCUUCUACCCCACCCAAGACAUUUCUAAAGUGCAUGAGUCCGCGCAAACCCGAGCGUGAUCGUGCCGCCGUCAUUUCCGCUGAUUCCAGCUGUGGAUGGGCACCCACCCCAAAGGUGACGCCCAGAUCAAAGACAACAGGAUCGCGCAGACCACGCUGGGCCAGUGGAUCGCCCACUUCCCAGCGUGCCUGGGCUCCAAGGUCAAGGACACCUUCCAGGGGCAGCUGCCCUUCCUCUUCAAAGUCCUCUCCGUGAACACCGCCUUGUCCAUACAGGCCCACCCCAACAGGGAUUUAGCCGCUCGUCUUCACGCCGAGUUUCCAGAGCACUACCCAGACAACAACCACAAGCCAGAGAUGGCCAUCGCGCUCACGCAGUUCCAGGGUCUUUGCGGCUUCAGGCCACUGGAGGAGAUCCUCGGAUUCCUUAAGUCCGUGCCGGAGUUCCGCGCCCUGGUGGGCGACGAGGCGGCCGAGGAGCUGCGGCGCAGCGCGGGCGACGCGGUUCGCACCGAGCGGGCGCUGAAGAAGUGCUUCACGAGGAUGAUGAACUGCGAGAAGAAAGUGUUUGUGGAUCAACUCAACAUGCUUGUCAAGAGAGUCACCGAAGAAGGUGCGACGGGCGAGGACACGGCGAGCAGCAACGGCGAGCUGCUGCUCCGCCUCCACUCCCAGUACCCCGGAGACAUCGGCUGCUUCUCCGUCUACUUCCUCAAUCACGUGCUCCUGGAUCCCAACCAGGCCAUGUUCCUCGGCGCUAACGAACCGCACGCUUACUUGUACGGAGAUUGCAUCGAGUGUAUGGCGUGCUCCGACAACACGGUGAGAGCCGGCCUGACCCCGAAAUACAUCGACGUCAACACGCUUUGCGAGAUGCUCGAUUACAGUCCGGCCCCCCCCGCCGCCAAGAUUUUCUCGCCAGUUCAGGACGGCUCGGAUCCUUGCGUGACCGUCUAUGACCCCCCUGUGCCGGACUUCACCGUUAUGAGGAUACAGGUGCCCGCCUCCGCGAAGCAGUACACAGUGGCGCCCGUCGACAGCGCCAGCAUCCUGCUGGUCACCGAAGGCGACGCCACCGCCACCCCGGCCGCCGCGCUGUCCGACGUCAGCCUGAGGCGCGGGAGCGUUUUGUUCGUGUCGGCCAACGAGAGCGUGCCGCUGCACGUGGCCUCGCCGUCGGGCGUGACCAUGUUCCGGGCCUGCUGCUUGUUGUAGCUGUGAGUCGAGCGUGCGUGUUGACGGGGAUUUCAGACUCUGACGUCAACUACUUUAAGUGGCGCAAAUAUGUAGUAAACAACCACUUCCACGAUCUUGCAAUAACUUCGCCCUGACAACUAACAUUUACACAGGGGGUGUCCAAACGAGAGUGCAGGGAUCAUUUGUGGCCGGCUUUCAUUUUUUUGCGGCUGGCCGCAACACUACACAAAUGGUGGUGGGGAUCAGUGUAAAAAUUGUACGAGAUGCCCCUGAUAAUUCUUACGACUACUACUAAAAUAUUAUAAUCGUAGGCGGGUGGUCAUGUGCUGCAUUUACUCAAUUAACAUACUGGAUAAAUGUUACUUGUCAGAAUACCGUAAUUUCCGGCCUAAAAGCCGCAACUUUUUUUCCACACGCUUUCAACCCUGCGCUUUAUGCGGCUAAUUUGUGCAUUUUUUUUUUCCCAACGGUUGCAAGGGUGCACUCGGGUGGAAAAGGUAAGAAUGAUACCGGUGGAAUAUAUGUGCCAAGGGAGUGACUUUUACCGGCCCUGUUAGCGCUGCGCUAGCAUGUCGCUGCUGUGUUUCAGGCGUGUCUCGGUGAUGUAUACCGGUAGGUUUUAUUUUAACCGGCCCUGUUAGAUUUAGCACGGCGCUAGGGUUAGCCCCGCGCUAACGUUAAACUCUUUCUGUGUACCGAGGCUUAUAACCAGGUACGCUCUGUAGGCCGGAAAUUUCGGUAGCUCGAAUGCACAAUACUUUUUCCUGUUGCUUGAGUAUGUUAAGAUGAAAAUAGUUUUGAGCCACUGCGGUCGCUAAUUUUAGUUCUCCAUUAUCUCGGGGGCAGUUGUGACAAUCCAACAUGGUGACUCGUGUCAUUUAACACCAUCAAAUCGGAUGGUGCCAGGCCGUCACAUGACUGAAAACAAACCCUUCAUGGGCCAACCAAAGUGACUCAGUUUGGGGUGGGGGUGAGCCACACAAGUGUUUACACUCUCGGAUAAACAACAUUAUGACGCAGUGUAGUGUCGUUUUGCAUCUUAAGUAAAAGUACUUUUACUUGUCAUAUUAUUCUAAAAGUACUUACUUGGGUGCAAUGUUUGACAACUUGACCCAGCUUUGCUGAUAUCAUAUACAUGUAUCAGUGGGUCGAGGACUUUUUACAUCAAAAGUACUACCGCCAAUAAAAGUUAUUUGCAAUUUUUUAUGUCGUAAAUAUUUGAAAAAUUGUUGUAAAGGAUUGUGUACAAUUGUGUUUAAAAGUUAAGUUCAAAUGAACUGUACUGGAGGGAAACGGUUUGGACACCCCCUGAUUGACGCUGUUAAAAUAUAGCUGGAUAAAAAUGGCGCAAGCUACUUUGUCAAAGUCUGGGUUAAUGAAAAUCACCAAGUAGCACCUGGAUGGGGAGAUGUUGUUUCAUGAAAUACAUACAGCAUCUUCUCCCGAUUCAUCCGUCAGUGUGGUGAAAAGCACACUUAAACGUCUUGUGGACCUCGAGAUUUUUACCUCACGUCAAACAGGGUUGAUUCAUUUCCAAGGAUGUGAAAACUUUCGGUUGGAUUUUUGCUCCACGUUUACGCCGAAGCGAAACGAGUCGGCCGUUUGGACAGAACUCGAAAACACUGAAUCAUGUUCUCAAAAAAAAAAAAAUGGAAACUGCUAGUUUGAGGGGAGAAUUACGGCAUACGAACUGAGGCGGGAUGCUGAAUCGUGUUGACGUCAACGCUAGUGGACAAUGUGAAAACACGUUUCAGCAUAUUGAACCAGCAAAAAACAUAUUUACACAGUUAAGAUGCUUUAGGAUCUUCACACUGGUGAAAAAUUCCAAUCACCAUUUUCUAGCGUGGCAUGAUGCUGAAACAGUUACACAAAUGCAGAGCUAACCUUUAAAAACACGUUUACGUUGCAUGAAUAAUAAUUGUGAUGUCACGCAUAAUGCCUGAAGAUUUCAAUCUGCCCUAAACCUGACCGGACGUUCGGAAUAGGAAUCGAUGUCGAAUCGCUGGUGAAGAAUCCUGAAAAGUAUUUGCCCCGGUGCACGAUGCUGAAACAUACUUACACCAGUGUAUAAUGCGUAACAUGUUUUUAAAAAAAAAAAUGGCGUGGUGCUGAAAUACUUUAAUACCGAUGACAAAUGCAGAAACGUGUUCUGAAUGCGGCAUAACGUGUGCAUGAAAAUUGUGGAAGUAUUCAUUGUACGGCAAACUGCUGGGACAACGGCGCGAGAUGCAAAUAUGUGAAGUUUCAACUUUUUGGGAUAUGCUGUCAACGGAAAGUUGUGCCGUGUGUACGUUCCCUGUUGGGUCGUACUGUAGAAGCUCGUUAUUCAAUACGGAAUUGAUGAGAUGCCUGAUGCAUGUCGUCCCUUAAGUGUUCGUAUUGAGGACCGGAGCAGAUGAUUGACUACUACUUCCUCUUUCAUAUCAUCUUAUCCAGUGGAACGCAAAGCUGGUUGACUUCCGUGUUGCUCAAGUUUCAAAUAUAUUAAUGUACAAGGAAUUCACAUCGACUAAUUUAAUACAGCCUCCCACGGCGAGUUACAACGCAUUCUUGCGCCUCUGUAAAUAGUCGAGGAAAGACACAACCGCUGAUGCACUUUCAAUCAACUCUGAUGAACAAACAAUAACGAUGGUAGCUCCGAAAAUUGGAAAGCAGGCGGAUUGAAAAUUUUUCAUGCCCCGGGGCGCGGCUACGGAAGUAAAUAUGUGCCAACGGGAUUUGAAUUUGAAAUGUAAAGUGAUCCCAUUUUCGAUAGUUGCUACAAUUCGCUGUCUGAAAUUCACCGUCCGUGCCACCAGGCAGGGUUACUUCAGGUCAGAACCGAACACCCAACCAAUCGCAGUUACGCUUUCUUAGUCACGUGACGUCACAUACAAAGAAAGCGUUACUGCGAUUGGCUGGCUGUUUGGUUCUGACCUGAAGUAACCCUGCCUGGUGGCACAGACGGUGAAUUUCAGACAGCGAAUUGUAGCCGGUUGAAUUGUUAAUGUUCAAAAUUUACAACUGAAAUACAAACUAUUGAAAAUGUGAUCACUAUAUAUUUCAAAUUCAAAUCUUGGUGGCACAUAUUUACUUCCGUAUGAGGCUGAAAAACACCCCCCCCUUCCCCGCUGUUAUGGCGCACCCCCUAAUAAAGAAAACCACCGCUAUAUUGGAUGAAUCUGUUUAAUCAAUUCUAAAAAUAUAUAUUUGACUGUUGCAACUGUAAUUUUAACAACUGUACGAAAAGUGUUGAAGGUUACUUUGUAUUUAAUGUAUACUGUGUGUAUAUAUACAUAUAUAAACACGCACACAAAACUAAUGAAAUCCAGGAAAUGUUUUACUUCUGUAGAAAAAUCUCACUGAAGUUCAGUUGCAAAAUGCUGCAUCAACUUUUAUAGUAUCGUAAAGUUUUAAUAUUGAAUAAAUACUAUAUAUAUAUUAAAUAUAACAUUUGUCCUUGUUAAAAAAAAAAAAAUCCAAGCAAGAUGGGACUGAACUGUUUUUUUUUUUUUUUUGGAGGGUGGGGGGGAUUCUGAUAAUUCUGUAAUAUUUCCUUUACCUCUGGCCAAGAAGUGCACUUUGUAGCAACCAGCUGGAAGUUAUUGUCUCACUUCCAUUUGUGUUAUUAAUACUGUAUUGGUAUCGAUCUUUGGUGUAAUAUUUGACGUGUUAUUCUCUCAACUCAGUUUCCUCUGCCUUCAUUUCUCCUCAACUUUUCACGCGUUUGUUCCAAUUUGCACUUUUGCACACACAAAGGUGAUUUUGAGUUUUCAUUCUACGGGACGUUUGUGAGCAUUUUGGAGCGAAGCAUUGCUGUACGCAUGGGGACUGCAAAAAAAAAAAAAAAAGUCAAAGUACUUCAUUAAAAGCUUUUUGCGCUCA
Messenger RNA from Syngnathoides biaculeatus (alligator pipefish), 5964 nucleotides. It is a transcript of the gene mpi, whose product is annotated as mannose phosphate isomerase. The transcript has 7 exons. Lineage: Eukaryota; Metazoa; Chordata; Actinopteri; Syngnathiformes; Syngnathidae. Gene Ontology annotation, biological process: carbohydrate metabolic process; GDP-mannose biosynthetic process. Gene Ontology annotation, cellular component: cytosol. Gene Ontology annotation, molecular function: mannose-6-phosphate isomerase activity; zinc ion binding. The coding region runs from base 1000 to 2118 and encodes 372 amino acids. The record is from RefSeq and is a predicted model, not a curated record.